Molecule: messenger RNA, 1785 nt
Organism: Notolabrus celidotus (New Zealand spotty)
Lineage: Eukaryota; Metazoa; Chordata; Actinopteri; Labriformes; Labridae
Gene: six3b
Product: SIX homeobox 3b
Exons: 2
Coding region: 248-1063 (271 amino acids)
Biological process (GO): eye development; regulation of transcription by RNA polymerase II
Cellular component (GO): transcription regulator complex; nucleus
Molecular function (GO): RNA polymerase II cis-regulatory region sequence-specific DNA binding; DNA-binding transcription factor activity, RNA polymerase II-specific
Source: RefSeq, a predicted model, not a curated record
UCAACCAACUGUGUCCUCUCUGAAGGGGCUUUCUGUGUCCAGCCUGUGCAAAAAAAGAAGAUAAAUCCUGUUUGAUUGACAGUGCUGUCAUGACAACCCCGCAUCAGCUGAAGACUGUCCAAUCAGGAGUUAGACCCAAGGUCCCUCCCUGACUCCCAGGUGAGCUCAAGAGUCAGACCCCAUCACAUUUCUGUCAGUUUGUGUCAGGGGCGUCUCUUCUUCAAGCUGGCAUCACCUCGUCAUCCAGAUGGUGUUCAGAUCACCGCUCGACUUUUUCUCUGCUUCCCGUAUGCUUCUGCCCCACUUUACGGAUGGGACCCCUCUCCUGGCCCGCUCUAGAUCACCGGGAGACCCUCCCUCCGCGUGUCCUCCUCUAGCUCUCCCUGGAUUGUGUUUCUCCGCUGCUCAGAUCGCCAGCGUCUGUGAGACCCUGGAGGAGACCGGAGACAUCGAGCGGCUGGCCCGCUUCCUCUGGUCUCUCCCGGUGACUGCAGACGGCCGCGACUCCAUCUCUGAGCACGAGUCCGUGCAGCGUGCUCGCGCCGUGGUGGCCUACCACACGGGGAGUUUCCGCGAACUGUAUCACAUCUUGGAGACGCACCGCUUUACGCGCGCAUCGCACGGUAAACUUCAGGCGAUGUGGCUUGAAGCUCAUUACCGGGAGGCGGAGAAACUCCGGGGGCGGCCGCUCGGGCCGGUUGACAAGUACCGCGUGAGGAAGAAGUUCCCGUUACCGAGGACCAUUUGGGACGGAGAGCAGAAGACGCACUGUUUCAAGGAGCGCACGCGGGGGCUGCUAAGAGAGUGGUACCUGCAGGACCCGUAUCCCAAUCCCGGGAAGAAGCGCGAGUUGGCUCACGCGACCGGACUCACGCCAACUCAGGUCGGGAACUGGUUCAAAAACCGGAGGCAGAGAGACAGGGCGGCAGCAGCCAAAAACAGGUUGCAGCACCACCGGAUGUGUCCAAGCAGAGGAGAGUGCAGCCCAGAUGAAAGCGGGGAGCAAGUAGAUGGAGAAACUCUUCUUUCAGUAACAGACAGUGACUCUGACUUGGAUGUCUGAGACUUAAAAUCUAUGACAUGGACUUUCUGGGGCCUGUGUUGGUCUGUAAAGGAUUACUGGAGACAGGAGGAUUAUGCUUUGUCUCAAAAGGCUGACAGUGUGGGUUUGUAUGCACAAAAUACUUCUUAAAACAGCUUCCUCACAAAUAUCAUCCCAGCCAACCAAACAAAUGAUGUCAAGGUUGAAUGAAGAUUUAUUAUCACUCCUCCCCCCAUCCUGAAAAUAGAACAUUUUUUUUCUAUGCUUUUGAUUAAAUCAUGAAAAGCUGCAGAUUUAGACCACAUUUUUGCUUUUUCACUUUACAACUGGAUGUUGAAGCUUCACAUCUGAUGACCCAGCUUAGCCCAUCAUCAACCUCAUUAAGCAGACAUCAAGCCGAGGACCCCUGUUGGACUUUAACCUGUGGACCCCCACAUGGAAGGACCUUUACAAACUGAAACCUUUCAGCCUUUCAGUGACAUAAUCAUUCCUAUUUUCCUCUAAUUAUGUGUCAUUAGUUUUUUCUUUUUUUGGAUGGAAUUAGUAAUUUUCCGAAAAGAAAGGACCCCUGGAUGUCACUGCUGUAGACAAUCAAUACUACCAGCACUGAAGUCUACCUCCCUGUUACUCUGUCUGACUGUUUAUAUGUUUAUUAACUUUUUUAUUUCCCUCCUUUUAUUUCUACGUUAUUUAAAGUCCACAGAGUUCUCUGUAUAGUCUGUGAUUUUGUACUUUAUGUCCAA